Numida meleagris (helmeted guineafowl) is the source of this 2246-nucleotide messenger RNA. RefSeq names its product intestinal-type alkaline phosphatase-like. Gene Ontology annotation, cellular component: plasma membrane. Lineage: Eukaryota; Metazoa; Chordata; Aves; Galliformes; Numididae. The coding region runs from base 34 to 2082 and encodes 682 amino acids. The transcript is spliced from 10 exons. The record is from RefSeq and is a predicted model, not a curated record. Gene Ontology annotation, molecular function: alkaline phosphatase activity. Gene Ontology annotation, biological process: dephosphorylation.
GCUGGAGCUGGCGACAGGUGUCCCAGUUCCAUCAUGCGGCUGCUGGCACCCCUCGCCCUCUGCCUCGGCCUCUGGGCAGAGCUCGGCGCUGCCUUCAUCCCAGGUAGAAACAGGGAUGGGGAUGGGGACAGGCACCCCUGGUGCCAGUGUGGGAUCAGCCUGGCUGCUCAUAGGGCACGGCUCAGGAGGGAGCAGGGGUACCCAGCACUGGAAUGGGCUUUGUGUCUGCCUUCUGGGGAUGUUGGACUGGUGUUGACCUAUAGGGUUGGGGUCCUGCUUUUGUUUGGGCUGGGGGAAUGGGGGUUACAAUGUGCCUGUCACUCCUUCACCCCCAUGCAUUUGUCCCUAUCCCACUUGGCAGCUGGUUUCUCCCGUUGCAUCCCUUCUUGCGGUACACCCCCUUCCUGUCAGGGUGCACUCCUCUUUGUCCUCUCUUCAUCCCAAACCCUCGCCGCGGGUUCUUGGUUUCCCCCCCGGUGGGGUUAUCCCAUGAGUGGGAGCCCAGGGAGGUCCUCAGCAUGGGGACCCCCACCACUGAGUGUCCCAGGGCAGUGGGUGCCGUGGGCUGAUGGGCAAUGCCCCUUCCCAGUGGAGGAGGAGGAUCCAUCCUUUUGGAACAGGAAGGCAGCCGCUGCCCUCGAUGCCACCCUCAAGAUUGAGCCCAGGAUGACCGAAGCCAAAAACCUCAUCAUCUUCCUCGGAGACGGAUUCGGGGUCCCCAGCAUCACAGCCACCCGGAUCCUAAAGGGGCAGCUGAACGGGAAGCUGGGACCCGAGACCCCCCUUGCUCUGGAUUCUUUUCCCUAUGUGGCUCUCUCCAAGACAUACACUGUGGACCGGGUGGUCCCCGACAGCGCGGGCACAGCCACUGCCUACCUGUGCGGGGUGAAGGGCAACUACAAGACGGUGGGGGUGAGCGCGGCUGCACGCUACGGCCAGUGCAACACCACAGCGGGCAACGAGGUGAUCUCGGUGCUGGAGCGAGCCCGUAAUGCUGGGAAGGCAGUGGGCAUCGUGACGACCUCACGGGUGCAGCACGCAUCGCCCUCGGGGACCUAUGCGCACGUGGUGGAUCGCAACUGGUACGCGGAUGCCAGCAUGCCGGCCGAGGCCUUACAGCAGGGCUGCAAGGACAUCGCCUGGCAGCUGGUGCACAACGUGGACAUCAACGUGAUCAUGGGAGGCGGUCGGAUAUACAUGACCCCCACGGGGACGCCGGACCCCGAGUAUCCUGAAUACAGCUCCGAGAAUGGGAUACGGAAUGACGGGCAGAACCUCAUCGACAAGUGGCUGUCAGAACGGCCGGGUGCCCGCUACGUCUGGAACAAGACUGAGAUGCUGGAUGCUGCUGCGGACCCCAGUGUGACUUAUCUGAUGGGUCUCUUCGAGCCCAUGGACAUGAAGUACGAAAUGGUGCACAAUUCCACCCUGGAUCCCUCUCUCACUGAGAUGACGGAGGCAGCGAUCACCAUCCUGAAGAGGAACCCCAAUGGCUUCUACCUCUUUGUAGAAGGUGGGAGGAUUGACCACGGCCACCACGAGGGCAUGGCCCAGCGGGCGCUGACGGAGGCAGUGGAGUUUGACUCGGCCAUUGAGCGGGCGGGAGAGCUGCUGGAUGAGGCGGACACGCUGACCGUGGUCACUGCUGACCAUUCACACGUCUUCUCCUUCGGCGGCUACCUCCUGCGUGGCACCUCCAUCUUCGGCCUGGCCCCUCUGAAAGCUACUGACCAGAAGAGCUACACCUCCAUCCUCUAUGGGAAUGGGCCGGGCUACCCAGGUGCCACCCGGCCUGAUGUGAACGAGAGCAUUGCCGCGGAUUUCAGUUACAUGCAGCAGGCGGCCGUCCCCCUCAGCUCAGAGAGCCACGGGGGCGAGGACGUGGCCAUCCUGGCCAAAGGCCCCAUGGCCUACCUCUUCCAUGGGGUGCAGGAGCAGAACUACAUCGCCCACGCCAUGGCCUACGCUGCCUGCCUCGAGCCCUACAAAGACUGCCGCCAGCGCAUCAAUGCUGCACCCUCAGCCCACCUCACCCCACUGGCACUGCUCCUGCCUGCUUUGCUCUUAUCCCUCUUCCACUGACCCCAUAGCUUCCAUUCCCAUCCCAUGGUGCACGCCCAUGGACAGCGGCUCUUUGGAGCAUCCCUGCUCUGGAUGUGGUGCACCAAAUCCCGGGCGUGGGGUGGUCCUCGCUGCCUGCACAGGAUGCUGUCUGUUCAAUAAACCUUGCUGUGAUGCUGGUAGAA